Etheostoma cragini (Arkansas darter) is the source of this 909-nucleotide messenger RNA. RefSeq lists its product as uncharacterized. The coding region runs from base 87 to 815 and encodes 242 amino acids. The record is from RefSeq and is a predicted model, not a curated record. Gene Ontology annotation, cellular component: membrane. The transcript is spliced from 6 exons. NCBI's taxonomy places the organism in Eukaryota, Metazoa, Chordata, Actinopteri, Perciformes, Percidae.
GUCCUUCUUCUUUUUUUUUAAGUUUCUUUGGAUCACUCCCUGACUUUUCUUCUUUGCGGGCGGAUGCUGGCGGGGAUGCGUUGUUUAUGAGAGAGAGAGAGAGAGAGAGAGAGAGAGAGAGAGAGAGAGAGAGAGAGAGAGAGAGAGAGAGAGAAUGUGUUCCCCGUCUCAGCUCCUCCUCCGCCUCGCACUUUUUUGGUGCUUUGGUGCAUUCCAGAAAUCUUUUCGCCGCUAAUAAGUUCAUGCAAACGUUCCCUCCGCGUGCCAGCCCACUGAGGAACAUGUCCCCUGAGAGUGCAGUGUCAGCAGUUGAACCCAGGGUGCAUCGCCUCUCCUCCUGGUUCGACCCCGAAACUGCUGGGGUGGUAACCAUCCUCUUGGGGCUGUUCCAGGUGCUUUUGUCAGUCCCACUCGCUUACGCGGACCAAAGUCUGCCAAAACUCUUCAUUCUCCCACUUGUUUUAGGAAUACUGAUUGUGGCAGGAGGAUCAUUGACCAUUGCCAAUGAGAGGAACUCCAGCAGACUACUGCUUCGAGGUUGUGCAUGCAGUAAUGUGCUUGGCCUGCUGGUGGCGCUGUUGGCCUUCUGCCUCUACUGCUACAGCCUGAGCACCAUGCACAGCAAAGAGCUGUGUGGGCCCAGUGUGACGACGACGUCUGACUACGAUUACAGAGGAAGUUACGGAUGUCCCGAGGAACACCUGAUGGCCUACUGCUGGUGUUUGACACUGCUGCUGCUGCUCUACAACAUGGCAGCCGUGUUGCUGCACUCCCUCCUGUCUGUCUCCGCCCUCAAAGCACUAAAAACAGACUGACAGAAUCCUCAAAACCCCGCACUUCCACAAAGUUCUGCUCAUGAGAUCAGCCAUCAGAUUCUGCUUUCAACAGAGCCUGCCUAGCCUGCAUGGC